Molecule: messenger RNA, 2054 nt
Organism: Phascolarctos cinereus (koala)
Lineage: Eukaryota; Metazoa; Chordata; Mammalia; Diprotodontia; Phascolarctidae
Gene: FSD1
Product: fibronectin type III and SPRY domain containing 1
Biological process (GO): regulation of mitotic spindle organization; regulation of cell division
Cellular component (GO): microtubule
Molecular function (GO): microtubule binding
Source: RefSeq, a predicted model, not a curated record
GAGGCGGUGAUGGAGCGGCGAGACUGGGGGUGGGAGAGGACCGAAGUCCCAGGCUGGGCGAUGGGUUCUGGGCACCUUUGUGCCUAGGGGCGCGCGGCGGCGGCUGCGGCUGCGGCUGCGCGGGGCGCACCGGGGCUCCUGUAAGCAUCCUGGGACGGGCGCCAUGGGGGAUCAGAAGGAAGCACUGAAGAAGAUCAUCACAACUCUGGCAGUGAAGAAUGAAGAGAUACAGAACUUCAUUUAUGCUCUGAAACAGAUGCUGCUGAAUGUGGAGGCCAACUCCAACAAGGUCCAAGAGGACUUGGAGAUCGAGUUCCAGUCACUGUUCUCCCUGCUGGAUGAGCUGAAGGAGGGCAUGUUGAUGAAGAUCAAACAGGACCGAGCUAGCCGAAUCUAUGAACUCCAGAACCAGCUGGCAGCCUGCACCAAGGCUCUGGAGAGCUCUGAGGAACUUCUGGAAACAGCCAACCAGACGCUGCAGGGAGCAGACAACCAGGAUUUCCUGCAGGCUGCCAAACAGAUAAAGGACAGUGUGACCAUGGCCCCAGCAUUCCGGCUCUCCCUGAAAGCGAAGGUCAGCGACAACAUGAGCCACCUCAUGGUGGACUUUGCCCAGGAGCGGCGCAUCUUGCAGGCCCUAAAGUUCCUACCAGUGCCUAGUGCCCCAGAGAUUGACCUCGGAGAGUCCCUGGUGGCAGAUAACUGUGUGACGCUGGUGUGGCGGAUGCCAGAUGAGGACAGCAAGAUUGACCACUACGUGCUAGAAUAUCGGCGCACCAACUUUGAGGGCCCGCCUCGGCUCAAGGAAGACCAGCCCUGGAUGGUGAUUGAGGGCAUCAGGCAGACUGAAUACACUCUAACUGGUCUGAAGUUUGACAUGAAAUACAUGAACUUUCGAGUAAGAGCAUGCAACAAGGCAGUGGCUGGAGAGUUCUCAGAACCUGUCACACUAGAAACCACAGCUUUCAUGUUCCGGUUGGAUGCCAUGACAUGCCACCAGAACUUGCGGGUGGAAGAAUUAUCGGUGGAAUGGGACGCCAUGGGAGGGAAAGUUCAGGACAUCAAGGCUCGAGAGAAAGACAGCAAAGGUCGAACUGCCUCUCCUGUCAACUCUCCAGCCAGAUGUGCCCAGUCUCCCAAGAGGAUGCCGUCUGGGAGGGGAGGCCGGGACCGAUUCACGGCCGAGUCCUACACCGUGCUGGGAGACACCCUCAUCGAUGGUGGUGAGCAUUACUGGGAGGUACGCUAUGACCGAGACAGCAAGGCCUUUGCAGUAGGUGUUGCCUACCGCAGCCUGGGCCGAUUUGACCAGCUGGGCAAGACGCCAGCCUCCUGGUGCCUGCACCUGAACAACUGGCUGCAGGUCAGCUUUACAGCCAAGCAUAAUAACAAGGCCCGGACGUUGGAUGUGCCCCUGCCGGACUGCAUUGGGGUCCACUGCGACUUCCACAAAGGGGUCCUGUCCUUCUACAAUGCCCGAACCAAGCAGCUGCUUCACACUUUCAAGGCCAAAUUCAGCCAGCCACUGUUGCCGGCCUUCAUGGUGUGGUGUGGAAGCUUCCAGGUGUCCUCCGGCCUUCAGGUGCCCAGCGCGGUGCGGUGCCUGCAGAAGCGGAACAGUGCCACCAGUAGCUCCAAUGCCAGCCUUACCUAGCCUGUCCUACCCCAGGCUGCUGCUCCUGCCCGUCCAUGACCACCUCGGGCUUGAAAAGGGCUGACCUCUGCCCUGAGCCUCAGGGUGUCUGUUGGGCUAUGACCUCAGAGAGUGGACUUGCUGGCUGCUCUGCUCUCCCCGGCCCCUCCCCCCAAUCCCCAUCUGAAGGUGAUGUGAAGCCCACAGCAGCCUCUGAGCCCUGGAAGGGGCAGUCCCCAGGGUGGCUCUGGCAGUCCCCUCCCUUCAGUUACCUCUUCUCACAACAAAUGCUGCUUUGGGCCUUAACACUAGACUGGGAGUCCAGAACUAGGGCUUGGGAGAGCAGGCUAGGGCUGGAUUCAUUCUGCUUCUCUUCCCUCCUACUCUCAUCCCCCAAUUAAAAAGAAACACACCUGGCUGG